Molecule: messenger RNA, 1305 nt
Organism: Zychaea mexicana
Lineage: Eukaryota; Fungi; Mucoromycota; Mucoromycetes; Mucorales; Lichtheimiaceae
Product: major facilitator superfamily domain-containing protein
Exons: 5
Coding region: 1-1305 (434 amino acids)
Biological process (GO): transmembrane transport
Molecular function (GO): transmembrane transporter activity
Source: RefSeq, a predicted model, not a curated record
AUGAAAAACACGGUGAAGCAAGAAUUUGGUAUCACCAACUCACAAUAUGGCGUGAUACAAUCGACGGUAUCUAUUGUAAACACUGUCCUCCCUGUGAUAGGCGGCAUUUUUGUGGAUGCAUUCGGCACCGUGCCUGGAUCCAUCAUCACGACGGUCUUGAUAACGUCUGGAAACACCCUGGUUGCCAUCUCAACAUCGUCUGCGAGCCUGCCCACCAUGAUCAUCGGUCGCAUUCUUUACGGCAUCGGCAGUGGCACUGUUGUCAUUGUCCAGGAAACCAUUCUGAGUCAAUGGUUCAAAGGACGUAGCCUUGCUGCCGUCAUGGCCUUGUUAUUGACCGUCAGUCGUCUGGCUUCGUUCUUGGCUCAGGCAACUGUCGUGCCUAUUGCUAACUGGACAGGCUGGUACGGCUAUGGUUUCUGGUUUUCAGCCUUCUUGUGUAUGGUUUCUUUCUUGUUCAACCUGGUGUAUAUCGGGCUACUGCGAACAGUGAAUCUGCCGACGAAUGGCUGUCAGCGACGGGUCAAGGCUAUUGAGAGAAAGAAAUCAUUCCGAUGGCACAAGUUGAUGUAUUUGCCACAUUCUUUCUGGCUGAUUGCUGCCAUGGAAUUCUUACUGGGCGGCUCCUGGGGUUGCUUUCUGCAUAUCAACAGUGAAUUUGUCAAGAUCCGUUUCGGUUAUAACAACGCACGUGCAGCUGCUACCGCUAGUACAGCUCAGAUUUUGCCUGUCAUCUUGAUGCCUUUCUUGGGCGUCUGCUUGGAUAAAUACGGAAAGCGUACUUGGAUGAUGAUUGGAAGUGGUGUAUGCAUGCUUGUAUCGCUCCUGCUGCUCGACUUUACCACCAUCCCACCCGUAGUCGGUAUGUUGAUCUUUAGCAUCAGUCUAUCGCUGGGUCCUGUGGGUCUUGUUUCAUCCGUGCCGAUCAUUCUCCCAUUGUCGCUUGUUGGCACCGGUAUGGGACUGAUCAAAUCAGGAACCAACAUUGGCAGUACCUUGUUCGACAUCACCACCGGUCUACUCCAGGAUGCAGAUCCGAACAAAGGAUACAAGAGUGUUGUGCUGUUUUUUAUUGCUAUUGCAGCGUUGGCUAUCGUUGCAGGUGUCAUACUUUGCAUAUUGGAUUAUUCAAUGUACAACCGUUUGUUGGAUCGAUCUGCACGGGAAGCCAUGUUGGAUGACGAGAACAAGAUGGCUAAUCCGCAACAACUCACAGAACUCAAGGCUAACUGGUUCUAUGGCGGAUCGUAUUUGGUGUUGGCAGCAGCGAGCUGGAUCAUGUUUGCGAAAUUUAUGCUGUUUUAA